Molecule: messenger RNA, 1788 nt
Organism: Papaver somniferum (opium poppy)
Lineage: Eukaryota; Viridiplantae; Streptophyta; Magnoliopsida; Ranunculales; Papaveraceae
Product: arginine biosynthesis bifunctional protein ArgJ, chloroplastic-like
Exons: 17
Coding region: 92-1597 (501 amino acids)
Biological process (GO): L-arginine biosynthetic process; L-ornithine biosynthetic process
Molecular function (GO): L-glutamate N-acetyltransferase activity, acting on acetyl-CoA as donor; L-glutamate N-acetyltransferase activity, acting on acetyl-L-ornithine as donor
Source: RefSeq, a predicted model, not a curated record
CGCCAAAUCCCAUCUCUGUAAACGACACCCCACCCAAAACCCUUGCUCUCUCUAAAACUAAAUUAGAGACACAGUUCUGUGCAAACCAACAAUGGCUUGUUCUUUACAUUCUUCCAUCUCAAUCCGAGUUCCAGAACUCAAUCACAAAAAGCUGCUUAAGAGCUCGAUUAAUACAUCUUUCCGACGUGGGUUAAGGGUUUGUGCCGUUUCUAAUAAUAAUACUACUACUAUAUUGGAAGCUGCUAAGUAUAUACCUGCUGCUCCAAUUCUUCUCCCCGAAGGCCCAUGGGAACAGAUCCCUGGUGGAGUAACAGCGGCAAAAGGAUUUAAAGCUGCUGGUAUGUACGGUGGAUUGCGUGCAAAGGGUGAAAAACCAGACCUUGCACUCGUCACUUGUGAUGUUGAUGCCGUUGCUGCAGGGGUAUUCACUUUGAACGUGGUCGCAGCUGCACCAGUGCUAUACUGCAGAAAUGUAUUGGACAUUUCAAAAACGGCACGAGCAGUUUUAGUAAAUGCUGGUCAAGCAAAUGCAGCAACAGGAGACUUGGGUUACCAAGAUGUUAUAGAAUGUGCAUCUGCUGUUGCUAAGCUUCUCCAACUGAGGCCAGAAGAGGUGUUAAUCGAAUCAACUGGAGUGAUUGGGCAAAGAAUAAAGAAAGAUGCUCUUCUCAAGUCUCUCCCAAGUCUGAUCAAAUUGUUGUCGUCAACCACUGAAGGUGCUGAUGCAGCAGCUGUGGCAAUAACAACCACUGACCUUGUCUGCAAGAGUGUGGCUGUUGAAACUGAGGUUGGGGGUACAAAAAUAAGGGUUGGGGGCAUGGCCAAAGGUUCUGGAAUGAUCCACCCAAAUAUGGCAACCAUGCUUGGUGUCGUAACUACUGACGCACUAGUUACAAGUGAUGUCUGGAGAAAAAUGGUGAAGACUGCAGUAAAUCGGAGUUUCAACCAAAUCACAGUAGAUGGAGACAGUAGUACCAAUGAUACUGUUAUUGCAUUGGCUAGUGGAAUAUCUGGGUCAACCGCAAUUAGUUCUCUGGAUAGUUUUGAAGCAACACAACUUCAAGCAUGCCUCGACGCAGUCAUGCAGGGUCUUGCAAAAUCAAUUGCAUGGGAUGGAGAAGGAGCUACAUGCUUGAUUGAGGUCUCAGUAACUGGGGCCAACAAUGAAGCUGAUGCAGCAAAGGUUGCACGUUCUGUGGCAGCUUCUUCCCUUGUCAAGGCGGCAGUGUAUGGCAGAGACCCAAAUUGGGGGCGAAUUGCUUGUGGUGCUGGAUAUGCUGGUGUUCCAUUUAGUCAAAAUGAGCUUCGCAUAGCACUUGGAGACAUUCUGCUCAUGGAUGGUGGACAACCACUUCCAUUUGACCGCAAUGCAGCCAGUGAUUAUCUCAAGGGAGCAGGAGAGACCCACGGAACUGUAGAGAUUCACAUUUCCAUUGAUGGCCUCAUAAAUUAUUCUGAAAUGCGACAAGAAGACCCCACCUCGGCCUUAAUAUUUGCGUUUGUUACACGUGCAGGAAAUGGGCAAGGAAGAGGACAAGCAUGGGGAUGCGAUCUAAGCUAUGAUUAUGUCAAGAUAAAUGCAGAGUACACCACAUAGACAACAUGGAGACGAUGUGCUUUAUGUGUUGUAAGAGGAGUUUUAUCUGUGUUAUUUUUAAAUUCAGUAAACAUUAUCAGCAAUGUAAUUGAGGUCUUCAACUUUGCUGUUGUAGUGACUUUGCUGUUUCUUCAACUUCAUGGUCUUAUACGUCAUUAUGGCAAUUGCAUAUUCUGGUCAAAUUAAACAAA